CAGAUUACUGAUUCCAGCGACUUCUCAAUGACACGUAAAGUCGAAAUUGCAACCAGACAUUGAAAAUAUGGAAGUAGCUGAAUUUAAAUGUUUUGUUUUAAUUUCCAAGAAUUGUGAUACAUUUGUAGCAAGAACAUUUGAGAAGCAAUUUAACUUCCUUCUAAUCUAUCCAGUUUGGUAUACUAAAAGUCUACAUCCCUUUUCCCAGGAUUUCCCACACAAGCUCAUCUGACCACGUUUUGUAAUGUCUACUGCCAUUUUUAGCUUAUGACUCACCAUCCUGAUCAGAUUCAGAAUAUCCAUUAAAUACAAUUAUGCCGCUAAACUUUCCCACAAAGAAGAGGUUUGUAUGCGCUGUGUUUUUUCUCCAGAAAAAAAAAGUCUGUCUGCAAUAUGUAACCCGGUGGUUUCUGUGUGAUCUCAGAUUCCAGUCUAAGCUCCAGUGUGAAGCCAGUUUCCUCUAAACGGAUAACCUUUCCAUUAUCUACAGACAAGCAGGUCACCAUGAGAGGAAGAGAGUGAAAAAAAAGGGUUUUUUAGAAUCAAACCACUUCUUGGAAAACCUAUUAACGCUGGAGACCCACAUUUUAUAAGAAAUGCUGAACUAAACUGUGGCUCUCAAUUCAUAAGUACAAAAAUAUAUACAGUAUACAUUGUACACAAUAUGACAUAAGCAUUCUACAAACACACGGUGAGAUGUGUGUUUAAAAUAAGAUGCAUUUCAAGAGGCGCUCUGUUUCCUGAAUGUGUAAUUGCUCUUUUCCUGCUGUGGCAGCGGCAACCAACACCGAGCUGUUGGGAAGCAUAGAUAAAACGAAGGAAUACCUUCCUUUACAGCUGAUGGAGAUUCUAUCAGUGAAACAAUAGAAUACCAGACACAGAUGUGUGGAGACAGUCCGGACAGAGCCAAGAGAAUUUCCAGAGAAUUCCCUCUUCCCCUCCCUGAUUGAAAAACCAUCCUUCUCACACAUUUACACAUCUAAUUUACAGUAAAUCUUUUAAAUAGACUAAAAGGAAUGUAUAUAGUUAUACAUGUCUGCAUCACAGUUCUUUUUUUAUUAAAAAUACAGUAUGAAAUAAAGACAGAAAUCAGUGCAAUACCCCUUACUAUGGGAAAAAGAAAAAAAACCCUUAAAACUUCUUCAAAACUCUCUGCAAAAAUAUAUGUAAAACUUAAUUAUUUUUCGAGAGAACCUGGAUCACCAACUGUUUUCCUACUGCUGUGUCCUUACUUUAUACUGAAGAUCUUUACAAAUCAGGGUUCCAACUGUAAACAGAUAAUCUCUGUUAUAUUUCAAUAUCCAACUUUUAUCAGUAUAUUGUCUUUGCUGCUCUUUCCGUUCCGAUUCCUGUGAUAUGGGUUAAAAGAUCCAGAGCAGGGGUGCCCAAUAAGUAGAUUGCAACCUACCAGUAGACUGCAAAGGGAAUACUGGUAGAUCAUUGGCUAUUAAAGUAAAAAUAGAAACUAUAAAUGUCAUUCUAUUUUCAGAUUAAAUCUCUUGCACUAAAUUAGUAACCAUAUAAGGAUUGAAUCAUAUUAACAAAACAUUUUGUUAUUUUUAAGGGCACUUUUUAGACACAUCUCUUAUAAAGCUGGUAUUAUUUAGCAAUCUUACAUUUUCCAAUACUAAGGAGAAAAUUUAAUUUUCUCUUUAGUGUUGAAAAGGGACUGUAUGUAUGACAAAAAAACUCGUUUUUAGUUUUCAUCCAAAUGUUUCCCCUUUAUUAAACAAGAAACUAGUUAUUUGAGGUGAUUUUUUUUUUUACUCUACUCUUUUGGGUGAUACUUCUUAGCUAUAGUUGAUCUCUUUGGGCCCUAAGAAUUUGGUGUUCUUUUGUACGCAGAAUUGUCUUCUUAUACUUUCCAAAUCCAUUUUCUCAUUAGGAUGCCACGUUUGGGCUCACUCCUCUAGAAUAGUUUUCUGGCUUAUCUUGUUCUUCGUGACAAAAACAUAACUUUUCUGACCGUAAUCUGCAAUUGUUACAUUUUCUUUUCAACCAUCUGUAUUACAACGGGCAAAAAACUCAGUUUAAGAGCCGCUGUUUUCUCUGUUUCCUUAUUUUUCGGCAAAUUAAUACAUUAAUUACAUUACGUUAUUGGUAACGUAUUUAAAAUAUAAAAAAGAUGACUCCGGAAGCCUUACAGUAGCCGUUGUUAUUUUCACCAACAAUCGACUCUUUUACUGGUUGGGAAGUUUUCGGUGAAGAUAUCAACCAAUUAGACUGAUGUAUGGUGAGUGCGUUUUGCCUAACGUCAUAUCCGCCUCGAUGCGCGGUUUGUUUGUCUCCAGAAAACUGUUCGCUUCUUUCUCCUUUUUGUGUUUUUAGUCGUAAAUAUUAAAACUGUGUCGUUUAGACGAGCAAGAAAUGUAGGGAUGUAUCUGUCGCUAUUGUACGUUUGAACAGAAGAUUCCGACCAAUAUUUAUGUGUCUAGGAGCGGAAAGCAGCGUCUGUUCCUAACACUGUCAUCAUGUCCCAGACCAACACUUCUCUCCUGGACGAGGUCGUCCAGUGGAGUCAGGAAACCUGCCGCCAGGAGCUGAAGUCUGUCCUUCCUAAACUCAAUUCUUUACAGCAGAAGUCAGUGAGUUGGGAGGAGCACAUACGAAUACUGAAGAUUAUCACAGAUAUGUUCCUUCCACAUAUCCGUUUGUCAGAACUGGAAGAACAGUGCUUUGCUAUAUUCCUACCUAAGGCUGUAGUAGUGUUUGACAGCAUGAUCGAAGAAAUCUUAGACCAAGUUGGAGGGUUGUCCAGUCAAAACGUCGAACUGCGUGGCUCAAUAAGAAGUAUUCUUCAGGCAAUGGUGCAGGUCAUCAAUGCAGUGUCGGCUUGUGUUCAACGUGUUCGCUCAUUUGAGCAAAUUCCUGAUCUGGAUGCUAUUCGCUCCUUACCCACUUGUGUCCUGAAAGUUUUAAGGAAAACCUUUCUACACUGCAAGGAGAGUGAGGUCGUCUACUGCAACCGUCUGUCCCUGGUUGCCGACCUUCUGCAGGGACUAUUUAAGGAAGCGUAUGCUCUCCAGAAGAGUCUGUUGGAACUGUUGGACCAGAUCUCUCUAGAUAGCGGUGCCUCAGAGGAGGAUAUCUCAGGCAUUGUUACGAUCAUUCACAGCCUGCUGGAUAUCUGCUCUAUUAUCUCUGACUUGGACAUAGCACUGCAUGCAAACACAUGGAAAUUCCUCAUCAAGCAGAGUCUCAGACAUCGAUUGUUGGUGGAGGAACGUCUGCAUCAUGGUGACAUCAGUUCCAGCCUGUGUGAAAACCUGCUGUCGUUCUUUCGCAGCAGUGUGGAGUUGGCCAAACAGAUAGUACAGGCUGGUCUGAAGGAUGCAACACAGAGCACAGAAUACAAGUUGUUCCAGAAAACUGCAAAGACAAGCAGGUUUUUUGCCAACACCCUGGUUCAUUAUAUUAAGGAAUUCAAGUAUUUUCUCACAGAGUCUCACAGCUCCAUUCAUCACCUUUACCUUCAGAUUCUGAGCAAGUUCCCUCCCAGCCUGUCUGCUCAAACACUGCCCACAGCUCUGUCUGAGGAGUUGAGAGCAGCAGCUCUGAUUCCCAUGGACGCACUGCUGCUUCAGUUGAUGCCUCUGAGACCGUUUGCUGAAAUUGUCCUCCAACCAGACCUGCAGUUGAGUCCUGAACAUGAGCUUCCUCAGUGUCUUCUGCUGGUGAAUGUUGUGGGUCAGCUGGUCACACAGACGGAGGAUGUGCUGCGUCUUUGGCACACAGGUAGCCAGUUCUCAGAAGACACACCCAGGCUUCCUCUGUACAAAGCCUUGUUCAUGAGUUUCCGUCGUUGCUACACUGAGCGCGUAGUACCAGUGCUGCUGCCAGGGGUCAUGAUGAAGGGUCAGGCCCAGGUCCAAGUCUCUGUGCACCACCAUGUGUGUGUGAACAUGUGUGCCUCUGUGGCCUCACUUCCUCCUGUUUACUUUCCUGUUCUGGAGAGAUGUCUGGUGGAUGCAGUCUUGCAGGCUGAUUUACAGACUGCUUUGCUGGCAACUGAUGUUUGGUGCUUUACAGCCCGAUAUGGGACAGCAGAGCUCUGUCUACAUCAUGUUCUUCUCGUUGCUCAGCUGGUAAAGACCUGUACCGUUAACUGUUACCAGUUCUUCUACCUCGGGCUGCUGUUGAAACGCAUGGUCUUUCUUAUAACGCCAAACCAUCAGAUGGAGCUGCUCAUACGGUUCCCUCCUAGUGAAGAAGACAAUCUCCCAGUUUGGCGUCACAUUCUCCUUAAGGCUCUUUCACAGGAAGUCCGUCAGUGUGUGGAGACUGAAAUCAUUGGCAUUGCUCAAAGGUUGACACUAAACUGGCAGACUAAAGGACACAAACUGGGACAUGUGGCCAAACUGAACGUGGUGCUGUUUUCACUUUUGGCUGUGGUCCGGGGGCAGUCGUCUCAUGAGGAACAGUGCGUGUUGUCUGUUAUGAGAAUAGUCACACAGCUCUGGUCACGUAUGAAUCCAGACCAGGUGCUGACUCACCCUGUGCUCCAGAGCACUGUGCAGUUACUCCUGUCACUUUCAGCUGUGUUGGUGAAGAACAUCGAUCCCCAUGUCAUUAGUCAGGCUCUUUUGUGUGUGGAAGUUCUGGUGUCAAAAAAUUGUCCGGAUCACCUUCUACUGGCUGUCCUGGAGUUUUUGGCCUCACUGGGAAAGGUUUUUGUGCCUCAUCAAAGCCAGAGUCAAAUUCUGCCGAAGCUUAGCAGUCUGUUUGGGGUCUUACUUGCUGAAGGACCCUGGCUGCUCCACCAACAUGCCCUGGAGACAUUUUCUCAUUAUGCAGAAGUUACAAACCAUGAGGAAGUCAUUUCCCAGAGUUUAUCAAAAGAAGAAACAAAGACCGAGGUGGUGAACUAUCUAAGCAAGACUGUUAAUGCUCAGGAAGAACCUGAGUCACGUCUACAUAGACUCAAACUGGAAAGAGCUGUGGUUCAGCAACACAAUAAGAAGCUGGAAAAUGACAAGGAAGAAUUUGUUUGUAUAAAAGAGGCUGAAGAAUCACGUUCAGACUCAGAGCCUUGUCCAAAGAGAGCUCGACAGGAACCCAGUGCAGAAGAGUAUAGUCGCUACGUCCAGACAGCGGAAAAUUCUUUAAAGGCUCUUCAGGCUUUGAUUGAGAGCCAGACAGACCCUUGUCCAAAACCACCAUGGCUAGAAGGAAAACUGCAGGAGCUGCAGACUCUCAUCGUCCACAUCAGAACACUUGGACAAACAGGUUAACAGCAACACAUGACACUCCUGGGUUGUGUAAAAUGUUAAUUAAACUUGUUUGAUUAUGAUGCAAUAUACAUUACUUAUUAGUGUUCAUCCUUAUUUGUUUCAAAAUACCAGUGUUAACCAGGCACAAGACAAUAAGCUGUUAAUAUUGAGAAAAAACAGGGUUGUUUUUGAUACCAUAAAAUCUUUAUUUCACCAGCAAACUGAUAAAUUAUAUACUUCAUAUUCUGCAUUCAUUCAAAGUGCAAGCUUUCUGAUAAUCAAACCUGAUGCAGAAGUUACAAUCUGCCAAGUGUUAUUAAUCUUCAAUGCCAAAAAUAAAGUUGGCACAUUAAAAAAGGAAAAAAAAAAAGAAAAACAAACUUUUUUUU
Molecule: messenger RNA, 5599 nt
Organism: Cynoglossus semilaevis (tongue sole)
Lineage: Eukaryota; Metazoa; Chordata; Actinopteri; Pleuronectiformes; Cynoglossidae
Gene: firrm
Product: fignl1 interacting regulator of recombination and mitosis
Exons: 25
Coding region: 2472-5231 (919 amino acids)
Source: RefSeq, a predicted model, not a curated record